AUGCGAACGAUGACGUAUUUUGAAGAUUUGUCCACUGAGAUAAUAUUCGAAAUCUUUGAAUACCUCGAUUUUUGCCAUACAUUCAAAACAUUUUCCGGUCUGAACUAUCGAUUUUAUCGUCUUUUCCACGAUCCAUUAUUCCCCAUCAAAAUCGAGCUUUCCUCGAUGUCAAAAUUAACUUUUCAACAUUAUUACACAAACAAUGUUAUUCCACAUCAACAGAAAAUCAAAUCUUUGCAAGUCUCGAGUGCAUUCAUGGUCGAUUCAAUAUUUUCACCCAAUUCGGCUCCAUUGAAAUUAGUUCAAUUGAAACAACUAACCCUUCAUAAUGUAAGUGAAUCGAAAUAUUUUUAUAAUUUACUGCAAUAUAUACCCACCCUAUCGAAUAUCACUUCAUUGAUACUUACUUGCAAACAUCAGGUUGAAAACAAAAGUUUGAUUUAUGAACAAAUAUUUCGUAUACCUCGAUUGAAAUAUUGCCGUGUUUCAUUUGAUAAAACGAAUAAAUAUGAUUUAUUACCUUUGGCAACCAAUGAGUUCAGUCCGAUUGAAACUUUCAUCAUCAACGAUCGAUGCAGCUUUUCCGAAUUUUAUAUCUUUUUAUCGUACGUACCUAAACUUCGUCGCUUGACGAUUCCUAAUCUCUCAAAAGACUUCAAAGAACAAAUUACAUCAUACACGAUACCAUUGAAGGACCUAAAAUAUCUCUCAGUAGAUUCUGACUACAUUGAUUUUGGCCAAUUUGAAGUUAUGGUACGAAAUAUAUUUCCAUCGGUUGAAGUUUUACAUAUGAAAAUAGAAGAUUUCAACGAAUACUUCGAUGCUAAUCGAUGGGAACAACUAGUUACAGAUUUCAUUCCACAUUUACGCAAUUUUAAGCUAAAGCUAUCCUGUUAUAUAGAUUUCUUUAAGUCGCCGAAUCAUUGCAUGAAAGCAAUUGAACAAUUCAAUUCGACAUUCUGGUCGGAACGGCGUUGGUUCUUCGAUCACAUAUUUGACGAUGGUCUAUUUGGCCAACGUGUUAUUUUAUAUUCAAAGAAAUUUUCCAAAAUAAAAUGA
Adineta ricciae is the source of this 1059-nucleotide messenger RNA. The record is from the annotation of a GenBank genome assembly. Lineage: Eukaryota; Metazoa; Rotifera; Eurotatoria; Adinetida; Adinetidae.